Molecule: messenger RNA, 1044 nt
Organism: Nomascus leucogenys (northern white-cheeked gibbon)
Lineage: Eukaryota; Metazoa; Chordata; Mammalia; Primates; Hylobatidae
Gene: RPS15A
Product: ribosomal protein S15a
Exons: 5
Coding region: 598-990 (130 amino acids)
Biological process (GO): translation
Cellular component (GO): cytosolic small ribosomal subunit; ribosome
Molecular function (GO): structural constituent of ribosome
Source: RefSeq, a predicted model, not a curated record
CGCACUGGGAGCUUGGGAGGCUGAGGCCACCCAGCAGAUAAAAGCUGCAUCGUGCCGGGGUUGGCAGUUUGCUGGGUGCCAACUUGGAUCUUCUGGGCCGCGGAGUUUUUCUUUAGACACUUUUGAACUUAGGGAUUUAAGUUAUUCUCUUUACUAUUGGCACUUUGGUCUCCAUACUCAAGACUUGUUUUCAAAACUUCAGUGUAGUUUGCGGUUCGUGCCCAUUAGAAGAGAGUCCAGUCUGACAGCAUGUAAAAUGUUUCUGUUUGUCACUAUGGCUCUUGCUGUUGGACUCAAUUUUAAAUGGCACGAAGAUGGAUGUUUAAUAGUUAGAUGUGUUCAUGGUAGGUGAGAGUGAACUGGUUUAAAGUACAAUGUUAAUAGUACAGAAUCUGCUGACUUUCAGCAAUUGGGAAAAUGUUGUCGAUGAUACUCUGCUUCUAUUCUGAAUCACUGAUCGACUAUACCCGAUGUUUUCGUUUCCGUAGCUGGUAGUUGCUGCCAGUUCUGACGUUGUCUUGUGUCAAGUGGAUUUUGUCCCACAUUUUUUUGUCUCCAGACGUUGGUGUGUGGCACGAUUCGAAGAAGAGUGCCACAAUGGUGCGCAUGAAUGUCCUGGCGGAUGCUCUCAAGAGCAUCAACAAUGCCGAAAAGAGAGGCAAACGCCAGGUGCUUAUUAGGCCGUGCUCCAAAGUCAUCGUCCGGUUUCUCACUGUGAUGAUGAAGCAUGGUUACAUUGGCGAAUUUGAAAUCAUUGAUGACCACAGAGCUGGGAAAAUUGUUGUGAACCUCACAGGCAGGCUAAACAAGUGCGGAGUGAUCAGCCCCAGAUUUGACGUGCAACUCAAAGACCUGGAAAAAUGGCAGAAUAAUCUGCUUCCAUCCCGCCAGUUUGGUUUCAUUGUACUGACAACCUCAGCUGGCAUCAUGGACCAUGAAGAAGCAAGACGAAAACACACAGGAGGGAAAAUCCUGGGAUUCUUUUUCUAGGGAUGUAAUACAUAUAUUUACAAAUAAAAUGCCUCAUGGACUCUGGUGCUUCCA